AUGAGUACGAAACGCUAUCCACAGAAGACGGAGAAGCUGAUGGACUCGCUGGGCAUCGUGCCACCAUCUAAUUUACGCGACAGACUCUUGAAUGCACCCGAUUUGAAAGAGGAAAUUCGAAAGUUUCAGGCCGAAAACCAAAUUCCGGUAAAAAGUUACUCUAUUAUUUGCAUGCACUUUAGUCGUGUACUUUUAUAUGCUCCAUACUGAAUACUUUUUAAUAUAGCCAUGAGAGGGGGUUGUAGUCACAUGAGUUGAAAGAGCAGUGGCUUCUUUUGCGUGGUUUUAUCUAAAGAGGCAUGGAUAAUAUAAGAUAUAUCUUUUGCUGUAUUAUGUAGAUUGUUGCAGAUUCCGUCGAUAACGCCAGUGCUGAAGAUUCUCGACCUUCACAAUGUAAAACGAAACGAGUUGAAUGAGCAGGUAAGGAGUUAUGUUUGUUUUUUUUAUUGUUUUAGGUGCUCGAUGUGAUGAGUGGUAAAUUAUUGGACAAAAUCAAAGAUAUAGCUCAUAAAAAGGCUCCAAAUGAUGUGAAAAAGCUGGAAGACUUGUUGGACAAGGUUUUUAGACUGUAUCCAAUUGACAGCAUUCGAAAAAUUAUAUUGGAAGCGCUGAAAAGUGUUCCAAAGUUAUCCAGCAAGUAAGAAUUUCUUUGUUUCUUUAAAUUUUAGGUACAAAGCGACAUGAAUCACCUUGCGUUUACUAUAAAAAUGUAGAACAGAGUCUUCUUUUUCUAGAGCGUACAAUUAUAGGUACCUAAAAAAGAUAGCCGAGGACAAAACGUUGUAUAAUGAAUGUGAUGUGUCAGUAAAACAACAAAUAUGGACGGUGAAUGAAAAUCUCUUUCAACAAGCGAUUGAACCAAUUAUCGAUGAGUAUAUUGAUGAAAAAGAGAAGAUAUUAACAAGUAUCGUUCGGUCACAAAACAACUUUUUCACAUCGGACACAACCAAGACUAGAAGGCAGUGGAAGCAGGUCAAAGGUGGGUGGUUAAAGUGAUUAUACGUUUAGGUUUUGAUUAUCAAAGAUGUGGAAAGGUAAAGUAAUGUAUUUUGCUUUAAAAUACAGGGUUCGAAAAGCCUUAUUUUGUAUGUAAUAUAUGCUUUUAUUCACUUAUAUUACCUUUAAACAUUCAGAUUUAAUUCAAAUGGUCGGAAAGAACCCUGAACUCUACAAAGGAUUAGUUGAUCUGGUUGAGAAACGUUUUUUGGAAACUGGAAGUUGUCAUUAUGCAGCACUAAGGUUCGAACUCUUAAUGGCAUGUCACGAUCUUCACGUCGAAUUUGCUCAAAAAACUGAUGUUAUCCAUGAUUACGCUUGGAUAUUGGAUGUUGCCCUACGUGACCGACAUAUGGAUACACAACAAGUUAAUAAGCUAAAGAAUGUUAUUGACAAACGAAAAUUUUUGGAAGAAGUAAGGCUUUUAUUGUUAUUUGUUUCUAAAUUUUAGGUAUACCUACUACAAUAUGAACUUUAUAGAACAUAAAGAAUGUAGCCAUAAUCUCAGCGGAUCCGCAUGUAAUACACUUGUUUUGCUCUAUGAUAAUCAAGAUUUUGUCGGACAGUACGAAGACAUGUACGCAGAUACCCAGAGAGCAUCCGAUAUUACACUUGAUCAUCAGGUUACUCUACUUUGGAUUGUACGCUAAAGUGAGAGAUUUUUGCGAGUUUUUUUGAUUAUCUAGGUUAAAGAGGAUAUUGUAAAUGAUAAAAAUUUGGGCGUGGUAAAUUUUUGGUUGUUGGUUUUUUAGGGGGUGGAUUUUAAAUUUUUUUGAAUUUUUUUGUAAAAUACGGCAAAUAGUGUUUUGUAAGCAUUAAAAAGUGUCUAAGGUUGAUAUACCAAUUUGUCUUUACAGGAAAUAAUCAAAGAACAGACUGAUUUCAAAAACCUGAUCGAUUCUGAUUCGCUGGUCCGAUUUUUGCCAAUUUUAACUGAACUCAUGGCCAAAGACCAAGUUAGAAUGGAAAUUUUAAAAGCUGGAGGUAGGUAAAAUACGACUCAGCUUUUUUCCGUUGUCAAAAUUUUGAUAUUUAUUAACUUUUUAAAAUGUUCCUUUAUAUAGCUAUAACUACAACAAUAUCUUGAUGUACACCACCUCUUUUGGUGGUAGAAACCUUAAUUUUAAAACAUUUAUGCGUAGAAUCUAACGAAAAUAGAUAAGAUCAAAAAAAUUUAGAGUUUUGUAACCACUUACGAUAAGAAAUGGCAUUAAUUUGAGCAAAAACGAGAGAGUAUUGGGAAAUAAGAGAGCCCUGAAAUAGGUUAGAGAAAAGUGUUUUGACAGAGAAAGUAAACAACAAAACGGAAAUAAAUGUUGAAAGCAGUUGAAAAAAGAGUAAUUAGAACAAGUAGUGGGUAGGGCUGACUGAGUUUUGGACUGACUAAUGAAGUUUGUUACCUAAGUUUUUGGUUGAAAUUUUUGUUGUUUUAGGUCAUUUUUUGGGCUUGAAAGCAUCUUUGUGUGUUUAUAUGUACUUUCAGGCUAUUUUUGUUGUUAAAAUUUGAAAAAAUUUUGAAUUUUUAAAUUUUUAAACUUUGAAAGUAAAUUUCUACCCGCCCUUACGCCUACCCUUAUUAACCUCCUCUACUCUGCCCCUACUAUACCUUGAACCAUACUUCCUAUCUCUAUCCCUACCCCUACUAUCACCUGUGUCUCUAGCUUUAACCUACUUGUUUGGUCCCGCCACGAAAACCUUGAUUUGUCGUUUUGUCUGUAAAUUUUCUAAAAUGACUUUUAGUCUAAAGGCAACAUAAGUCAAUUAACAAAAAAAGCCAUAAAUUAAACGGAAACAUGAUGUUACAUUAACAUGUAGAUGUCUGUCUGUUAUUACCAUUAGUAACAUGUCCGUCAUUACAAUUUACCACGUCAAAAAUACCAUUUUCAGAUGAAAUAUCGGACGAACACAUGCCAGAAUUCGAGAUUCAGCGGCCGUCGGAAGCCUUCUGCUCAUUCGUAAGAGAGGACUACGUCUGCGCUCUCCUCUUCCUCCACUAUGUCUUCACGGUGUUGCCGGCCAAGAAACGCAACAACAGCAAAAAGUUGCUGCACAUCUAUUUGGAUGUGGUGCUGCAGGCAAAGGAGAAGGUAAGUUUUUUAAAUUUCAAAAAAAAAUUUUAGAAGGUUUCUUUGAAAGUUAGGCUUAGUAUUAACAAACAUUAUGUUUAAUUAGUGCUCUGGGCUAAAAGCAAAUUUUGGGCUUACAUCAAAAUGUUUAGGCUUACCAAAUUAAGGUUAGGCUUAUGAAAUGAAGCUUAGGCUUAUAAAAUUAAUUUUAGGCUUAAAAAUGAAAUAUAGACUUGUAAAAUGAAUUUUAGGUUUAUAAAAUGAAAGUUAAGCUCAUAAAAUGAAAUUUAGGUUUAUAAAGUAAGAUUUAGGCUUAUAAAGGAAAUUUAGGCUUAUAACUUGAACUUUAGGUUUAUAAAAUGAAAUUUAGGCUUAAAAGUGGAUUUUAGGCUUAACAAUAAAGUUUAAACUUUGAAAUUGAAAUUUAGGCUUAUAAAUGAACUUUAGGCUUAUGAACUGAAACUAGGCUUAUAAAAUAAUAUUUAGGCUUAUAAAAUCAAGUUUAAAGGUGUUUUUUUUUGGUUUUUCCUUUUUCCAGAAAGAAGCUGUAGACGUUCCUGGUAUAACUAAAAAAUUGUUAUGAGUAAAAAAAAUUUUUUUUGAAUUUGUUAUAUAAUUAAUGACAUUAACAAAAUAAAUGAAUGCAAAUAAAAAAAACGUAGAUGAAAGAUACGUAAAGAUUUUACGUUUUUUUUUGUUUUUCAAUGGGUUUCAAGGGCGUUUGGUCGAAAUAUAAUAGUUGUUUUUGCAAAAACCGCCAAUUCCUUGUGAUGGAUAAUAUCAAAUAUAGCUUUACAUAAUCUUUGAAAUUUAAACGAUUUUUUUAAAUUUUGGUUUACAACGAUUUAAAGUAGGAGGUAUUUUUGAAUAUUUUUAAUGGUUUUUUUUAUUUUUGGCUUAUUUUUUAAUUUUUAGGCUUAUGUUUUAGCGUUUUUUGAAAUUUUUGGAAGUUUUUCGAAAUUUUUAAAUUUUUUUCGAAAUUUCAACUUACCAUGUGACAAAUUUGAUAGUUAUUUCGUUUGUGUUUGUUUUUACAACGAUAAAAUCAAGGAGUUUUUGGGCGAAAGUGUUUACGUUUUGUGAUUUGACCGCUACAAAGACGAGAAAUGAUAAGAAUUCUUUUUCCAUUCAUUAGAAUUCUAUAAAAGUUGAGGGUUUUGGACUAAAGCGACGUUUUGUUUUGUAAAAACAAGGGGUUUGGGGAGGGCAUGGGUUUUCUGUAGUCUGAAUUUUCUAAAAAUAUUGGUGUUUUAGGCUUAAAUUGAAAUUUAGGCUUAUAAAAUAAAGCUUAGCCUUAUAACCUAAUUUUUUGGUUUAGAAUGAAUUUUCGGCUUUUAAAGAGAACUUUAGGCUUAUAAGUUUAAAUUUAGGCUUAUAAAAUAAAGCUUAGGCGUGUUUGAUGAAGUUUAAACUUAUAAAAUGAAAUUUAGGCUUGUAACUCGGGCUUAGGCUUAAAAAAUGAAGCUUAGGCUUAUAAAGUGAGUCUUAGGCUUAUAAAAGAAACUUUAGUAUUACAAAGUGAGCUUUCGGCUUAUAGAAUGAAAUUUGGGCUUAUAAAGGAAGUCUUAGGCUUAUUAACUGAAGUUUAGGCUUGUAAAAUGAAGCUUAGGCUUAUAAAAUGAAGGUUAGGCUUAUAAAAUGAAGCUUAGGCUUAAAAAAUGAAGCUUAGGCUUAUAAAAUGAAUCUUAGGCUUAUAAAACGAAAUUUAGGCUUAUAAAAUGAAACUUAGGUUUAUAAAAUGCACUGUAGGCUUAUAAAAUGAAGCUUAGGCUUACAAAAUUAUUUUUCGGUUAUAAAAUCAAAUCUAGGCUUAUAAACUUAAUUUUAGAUUUAUAAAUUGAAGGUUAGGCUUAUAAAAUUAAUUUUAGGCUUACAAUUGCUAAUAAAAGAGGGUUUCAGAUUGUGUUCGAAGAGCCAUGGGCGCAUGUUAUGGCUUUUCGCAUGAGUCACUGUUUUGGUAAGGAGAUGGAAAGGCCCGAACUUUGCAAAUUAAUCAUAACCGACGGACUGAUCCCGGCCUCACAGGUGAGAACAAGGUGUUUUUGAAACAUUCGUUGGUCUUUAUAUCAGGGACAUUGCUAGGCAUGGUUUUUCUGGGGGGGGGGAGGCAAGAUAUUGAAUUUGUUUGGUUUGGGGGUGGAUUUACCCUGCUCCUGUGUUGUCUCUUUCUCCCCCCCUACCCCCUCCCCCCUCCCCUCCCUCGUUCUCUUUUUUUACUACCUUCCUCUCCCCUCCCCUUUCUGUAUUUUACUGCCAUGCUGUAUCUUAUCUUACCCUACUCUUCUGUUUUUUAAAAACCCAUGCCAAGCCUAAAAACAUAUAAUUUCAGUCCAACUCAAACAUAGCCUUCUACCUCCUUCGUAUCAUCUCGCUUCUACGAGGCCGAAUCAACGAUGACUACGUAUCAGAAGCCCUAACAUCACUAGACCCAUCUGUCUACACGUUACCAAACUUUCUAGGCCAGUCCAGCUUAGAAAGAUUUGAAAAAGAGUACGAUGCUCUGGCUGCAACGUUGAAGCCAACAGUUCAAGAACAACCCUCAGUCUACCCUAAUAUGCAAGAUGUUCUACCAGCUCAGCCACAGGACUUGUUGGCUAGCAUUUCUGGGGAAUGA
Bursaphelenchus okinawaensis is the source of this 5676-nucleotide messenger RNA. The record is from the annotation of a GenBank genome assembly. Lineage: Eukaryota; Metazoa; Nematoda; Chromadorea; Rhabditida; Aphelenchoididae.